AUGAAAUUAAGUUCAGUAAUCCUCAUCGCAGCAUCACUCACAAUCACAAUCACAGCAGCAAUGAGCAUCAGCAGCACAUCAACGAAACGAUUCAAGCGUUCGCUUGCAGAUUGUACAUUCGCGGAUAUAUUCCUGAAAAAGGUGGAUGGAUGUGAUAUCAAACAGUUGUACGAGAGACGGAAAUCGCUGGAUUUCGAAGAGAAGAUGGCUGGCUUGUUGAAGAGGAAGAACGCAGGCUUUAUGCAGCGCACAGCACCGUUUCUACCUGAAAUACCACCAGGUUAG
This is a messenger RNA of Anisakis simplex (herring worm), 285 nucleotides long. NCBI's taxonomy places the organism in Eukaryota, Metazoa, Nematoda, Chromadorea, Rhabditida, Anisakidae. The record is from the annotation of a GenBank genome assembly.